GCUUCGCUGAGUCGCACUCCAAAUCUCCAGUAGGGAAUAUUCCAAAGCUUAUUCCCCAAAAAUCUGCACACGACACGGAGCGAUCUCCUGCCAGAAAGCUCGCGGCAACAAAAUCUAAGCCACCUUCCGAUCGCAGCCAGCACCUUGUAAUAUUCCCUCGGCAUCUUCUUCUUCCCCGCCUCCCUAUAAAUUCCGUUAGCCAACCAUGCCUUCCCCGUGUAGCAAGCGCCCCCAGCCCUUCUGCAACCCUAAUCCAGCUGCAUUUUCUCUCCCAUGGCCGCCGCCGUCGUCGUAGUGUUCGACUUCGACAAGACCAUCAUCGACUGCGACAGCGACAACUGGGUCAUCGACGAACUCGGCGGCACGCAGCGCUUCGACCAGCUUCUCGAGACCCUGCCAUGGAACACUGCGAUGGAUACAAUCAUGAGGGAGUUCCAUGCACAAGGAAGAACAAUCGAGGAAAUCGCAGAGAGAUUGAAGAAUGCUCCUCUGCCGGCAGAGACCGUCGCCGCUAUCAAAUCAGCUUACUCUUUCGGAUGCGAUUUGAGGAUAGUGAGCGAUGCCAAUAGAUUCUUCAUCGAGACCAUUCUGAAGCACCACGGUCUGACGGGCUACUUCUCGGAGAUCAACACGAACCCUGGGUACGUGGACGAGGAAGGGAGGCUGAGAAUCUUCCCUUAUCACGACUUCAGUAGCUCUUCCCAUGGCUGCAGUCUCUGCCCUCCCAACAUGUGCAAGAGCAAAAUAGUCGAGAGAAUUCAAGCGUCGACGGCUCUUGCGGAGGGGAAGAAGCGCAUCGUCUACCUGGGAGACGGGAAGGGGGAUUACUGUCCUUCGCUCCGGCUCGGCGCGCAGGAUUUUGUGAUGCCGAGGAAGAACUUCCCGCUGUGGGAGCUCGUCGCCGAGAACCCUCACGCUCUCAGAGCAGAGAUCCACGAGUGGAGCGAUGCGGAGGAGCAGGAGAGGGUGUUGCUCCGGAUCGUCGAUGGGCUGGUGUCGGCCGAGCGCCGAAACGCUGGCCACUUGGUUUCGGCGGACUGCAAGUUGCAGAGUCUGCCGCCAUUGGCUUCGCCGGUUCUUCGCGUUCCCAACUAGGGCAUGCGUAGAUAUUGAAGAAAGAUAGAGAAAAAAAAAAAGACGGAAGAACAGAACUGGGUUGGGCUCGCUGCUGCAUAUUUGUUUUUUCUUUCGUUUUUAUAUAUUUCAGUCAAUCGACUGUGGCACUCAAAUGAACAUGUUUGUUCGAUAAGAUUACAUUGACAAGAUUUCGACUGAGAAAGUGCCGUAGAAACUAAAUAAAUACUUUUAUUUCCUCUAAAUUGUUAAAUCUCGAACGUAUCACAGUCAAAAACGAAAUCAAUUCGCUCUUGGCUGAUGUCGCACA
This is a messenger RNA of Zingiber officinale, 1384 nucleotides long. RefSeq names its product inorganic pyrophosphatase 2-like. Gene Ontology annotation, molecular function: phosphatase activity. Bases 274 to 1095 code for a protein of 273 amino acids. NCBI's taxonomy places the organism in Eukaryota, Viridiplantae, Streptophyta, Magnoliopsida, Zingiberales, Zingiberaceae. The transcript is spliced from 4 exons. The record is from RefSeq and is a predicted model, not a curated record.